Molecule: messenger RNA, 438 nt
Organism: Xylaria bambusicola
Lineage: Eukaryota; Fungi; Ascomycota; Sordariomycetes; Xylariales; Xylariaceae
Product: calmodulin
Exons: 6
Coding region: 1-438 (145 amino acids)
Biological process (GO): spindle pole body organization
Cellular component (GO): central plaque of spindle pole body
Molecular function (GO): enzyme regulator activity; calcium ion binding
Source: RefSeq, a predicted model, not a curated record
AUGGCCGAUUCCCUUACCGAAGAGCAGGUCUCCGAGUUCAAGGAGGCCUUCUCCCUAUUUGUAAGACAAAUCACAACAAAGGAGCUCGGCACCGUCAUGCGAUCACUAGGCCAGAACCCCUCCGAGUCUGAGCUUCAGGACAUGAUCAACGAGGUCGAUGCCGACAACAACGGAACUAUCGACUUCCCUGAGUUCUUGACCAUGAUGGCCCGCAAGAUGAAGGACACCGACUCUGAGGAGGAGAUCCGAGAAGCAUUCAAGGUUUUCGACCGCGACAACAACGGUUUCAUCUCGGCGGCUGAACUUCGUCACGUCAUGACGUCGAUUGGAGAGAAGCUCACUGAUGAGGAGGUUGAUGAAAUGAUUCGCGAGGCCGACCAGGAUGGUGAUGGCCGUAUCGAUUACAACGAGUUUGUCCAGCUCAUGAUGCAAAAGUAA